Medioppia subpectinata is the source of this 1311-nucleotide messenger RNA. The record is from the annotation of a GenBank genome assembly. NCBI's taxonomy places the organism in Eukaryota, Metazoa, Arthropoda, Arachnida, Sarcoptiformes, Oppiidae.
GAGAGUUGUGUCGAGCGUUAGGUUGUGUUGUUUGUGGCCUCAGUUUGUGUGUAGUGUUGGUUGAGUGCAGUCAUGACUAUUAUAGUGUUUCUGAUCGACACUUCGGGCUCAAUGAACGCGAGGACACACUUCGGCGCCAGACCUUCGCUGCUCGAUGUGGCCAAAGACGCCGUCGAAAAGUUUCUCAAAUUCCGGCAAAGAGAUAUUGCCAGCCGUGGCGACCGAUACAUGCUAUUGACGUUUGAGGACUCGCCAAACAAUGUCAAAGCCGGCUGGAAGGAGAGUCACGUGGUGUUCAUGAAUGAGCUGAAGAACCUGACGGCCACCGGAAUGACGACAAUGGGUCCGGCGCUGAAGAACGCUUUCGAUCUGUUGAACAUUAACCGAAUGCAGACCGGAAUCGAUACGUACGGUCAGGGGAGGUGUCCCUUCUUUCUGGAGCCCAGCGUUAUUAUAGUGAUCACAGACGGCGGGCGUCUGACUAAUGUGUCCGGCAUUUGCGAGGAACUUAAUUUGCCGAUGCAUUCGGCGGUUCCCGGCUCUGAGCUGACCAAAGAGCCCUUCCGAUGGGAUCAGCGCCUGUUCUCCAUUGUCCUCCGACUCACGGGAACGUAUAACUCGCCCAACGAUAACAUCAAUUCGCUUAACAAUAACUUCGCUGUGCCUUCGGAUGAGUCGCCCAUCGAUGCCAUGUGUGAUGUGACGGGAGGCCGUUCCUAUUGUGUGACAUCGCAGCGGACACUGAUGGCCAGCAUUGAUCAAUUGAUUCAACGAAUACACGGCGGUGUUGUCAUAAACUUUGAAAAGGUUGGUCCCGACCCACCCGUCAUUAUACCCAAUGAUGAGGAGGUGGUGCUAAUGACCAACACUUGUGAUUCACUUAAUGGACUCAAUAAUAAUGUUAAUAAUAGUAAUGUAAAUAAGACUGCAAUCAAUUGUAAUUUAAGUAACAAUACAAACAAUAACACCACAAAUGAGAUAAAUGGCAAGUCGUGGCACUCGACCCGCAAAUUGAUUUACGUGCAACGUUCGGCCCAAAAGGGCUAUUCUGUGGGCCACUGGCCGAUACCCGAAUCGUUUUGGCCCGAUCUUAGUUGUCCGACAUUACAGCCCCGAACCGCUCAUCCAUUAGUGAAGUUCACGUGCACUGACUCCGAGCCGGCGGUCAUCGAGAACCUGCCCUUCGAUAAGUACGAGUUAGAGCCGAGUCCGUUGACCGCAUUCAUACUGUCCCGCAAACAGCCGCACAUCGCGUGGCAGGUGUUUGUGGCCAACAGUCAUAAGAGCAGUGAACUCGGCCUACCGUUCGGC